UGGUAGUGGCUCAGUGCCCAGGGCAACACGGGCGACGGUGCGUGUGUGUGUGUGGGGGCUUCUCCCCCGAGUGUGAACUGUGCCACGGACCAGCCACCCAGCCCUGUCACGUGCUCCUUGACCUCAGGGCUCCUGCUCCUUAGAUGAAGCCUAAAAGAACUGUGCUAAUAUGACAUUAAGGUAGAUAGAAUUUAAAUACUGAGACCUAAGUUCUAUAUAAUGAACAGCGAGUGAGCAAUAUUUGCUGAUUUUUAAAUAAAGUAGUUGAGGCGUGGAAGGCUACGGCGAGCACACCCUUGGUCAAGACUAGGGGAGUGCAAGCAAGGAGCAGUGGGUGAUGGUGGAGGCGGCCGUGUGGCUGUGGUGGGGCGUGGGCAGACCGCCACGUUACCCAUGACGGAGACGCCCAUGCCUGUCAGCGGCCAGAGGACGCCCCUGCCCGUCCACCACUCUCAGCCUGUCCCCCGCCGCCAUGCUGAAGCAGCACGGGGGGACAGACGCCGCGAUGUGCGUCCCAGACGACCGUCCUCGCAAGAAACUUUCCUUCCGUGAACCCGAAGUGGUGACUUCCUCCAGGAAUGGUGGACACGCUGCUACACUUCCUCGCAGACACCAGGGUGUGGCCUUACACUCGGUUCUACUCAAUCAUACGCAGCAGCACCAACAUUCACCAAGACAGCAAUUUGGCCGCCCUCACAGCAUAGCUGGCAUCGUGGGCUUGGGUGGCUUCAGUGCCCUAGGUGGAGUCCCAGGUUUAGCUAACGUGACCGGCACUCAUUGUGUUACGUCGUCUGGAACUGUGUCUGGUGUAACUGCGAUGGUGGGCAACCCAGGUCUCCUUGGUCCCACCUCUGCACCGGGGAUUUUGGCUGGGCCCGCAACACCCAUAUUAACCCCACCCACAAGCCCCACCCACACAGCCUGUAGCCAGCUCGCCACACCCCCGGUACGGGCGUGGCCCAGCAGCCAACCGUCAGCACUCACCAGUAAGACAGAGCCCACUCAGCCCUGCACACCCUCAGGAAAGACUGGUUCAUCUCAUGCUCCAUCACUCAAGAUGUCCGCCAGCCAGCAAACUCCCCCGCCCUCCGCAAAGUAUGUUACCAGUCCAUUGGCUUCCUCCCCUGCAAGAUCAUCAUUCACACAACCGCCCACACAUCAUAAUAGAAGCGGGUCAUCUCAGCCACCCUCACCUUCAGGGAAGUCCCUUCCUCCAAGUGGCAGUAAGGGAACGAGUCACGCAAAGCCUACCAAACCUGCUUCUCGAAACAGUUCGUUGAAAAAACAAAGGUCAUCACCAAUACAGCAAGCAGUGACCUUCCUGACGGAGAGAGGAGUGGUGAACGGUCGCCCACGCAGUUAUCACAAUGACACAGCCUCUGCAGUUAGCCUUGAAGACAUCGACCUGGAGAGUCAGGCAAUGAGGAUAGUUAGGACAGUGGGUCAGGCGUUCGAGGUGUGUCACAAGAUCUCAGUGAAGGACACUCCACCGUCCCCAGAACCCGCCGAAGACGAAGCCAGUGAACAUGGCUCAGACGCCUCCACAGAAAAACUCAAGAAAGAUCUCUUGGACACCGAGAGCACUCAGGAAGACCUAGUUACCCUUACUCCUUCAGACUCGAUCAAUGAAGAAUCUGUUGAGCACUUACUACAACGGCCCAACAAACUUGAGCCACUUGCCCCUCCAGUUGGUUCAGACAUUCUUUCUAAGGGUGGUGGUGAGACUUACACCUCUCCACUUAGUGAACCCUUGCCCUCGGGAGACUCGUUACCCAUGGCGGGCACACCGCUCUCGGUACAUCAUGAAUUACAACUAUUACGAGAACAGCUUGAACAGCAGCAGCAACAGACUCAAGCAGCAGUCUCUCAAGUUCACCUUUUGCGAGACCAAUUGGCAGCAGAGACGGCAGCACGACUUGAAGCUCAGGCUCGUACCCAUCAACUCUUAGUUCAUAAUAAGGAGCUACUAGAACAUAUUCAAGCCUUGGUUCUCCAAGUUCGUGAUAUGGAGUUGAAGCUGGCAGGUAGUGGCGGCAUCACGGGAACUACACAUCUACUCCCUACACCGCCUGAGAUAAAGUCACAGCUCUUGGUGACCGAUGCCAGCCCUGGCCACAGUAGCCAGUUAGCGGCGGCGUUGGAUCUUGGAGGUCCGGCAUCCCUCCUGUACUGCUCCCAUGAACUCCCACCCACACCCUCACCUAGCAUAGCUCAUCGUACCUUCCUUUUCCCAUCACCUUCAUCCCCAGUCAAUUCUGCAAACUGCCUCUUAGGAGCUCAUCAGCCACCUAUUGGAACCCAAUACGAGUCCAGCUCUAUUUCUCAGUCACGGGAACACUCGCCUCGUGGAACAAAAGUGGGAUCACUAAUACACCCUUUACCUGUCUGGGGAAGUGAGGGAAUCAUUGCUGGGGGAGUAACCCUGGCUGUGCCCCAACAGGAACCUCUCAUGAAUUCUAAGCUGCAAGGAGUACUCCGGUCCAGGGCAGGCCAGCGCUACGAUGAGUGCAGCAGUACCCCGUCCCUCAGCAGCGAGAGUGACCCCAAGCGAGACAGCAGUGGCCAGUCUUCAGGGGAGAGUGUUACACAGGCUGUGGCACAGCUCUACUCCAUGGAAUCUCAACGCUUGGCGCAAGUGCCAGAAGAUGCUGUUACAUAUGGUCCAUAUGGGCCUACACCCCUUGGCACACCCAGGAACUUGAAUGGCCCCAUUACACGUACUGCCAGUGAACGAGUCUCCCGGCAGGAGACAUUAGCUCAGCUGCAACGUAUGGCAUGGGCUAGACAUACCACUAAGUGAAACAUAGACUACCAUCUUCUGGAUUAUUAAUAUGUUAAUUAUUCAUUAAUUGUUCAGAACUAAUGUUGAGUACUGUACUUAGUUUCAGACUAUUCCAUGCAAGGAAAAGCUGUAGUGUUCUCAUAGUAAAACAUGGUUUUAAAUACAUUUUACAUUAAAAAGUAUAUAUUGUCAACUGAAUCAUUGUGUAUUUUAAAAGUGAAGUGAUAUAUGCUGUGCAAAUUUCACGAACUCAUUGAUAAGUGUAACAAAUCUAGAGGUGAUGCACCUCACAUUUGACACAUGUACGGGUGUUUAAAGUGGGUCCAGCUGCUGAGCAUGUACGAGAGUGAACAUGUGCGUGCACCCACACCCUUCAAAACCUGUGAUACAGUCGCGUGUCCCUUGAGUGUUUGUGUGUAAUACUUCAGGCGUACAAAAUUUAGUCUGGGGCCCAUAGUAUGAAACAGUUCUUGUGGCUGCUUACCUCUUGAACAAAUUUCAGGACAUUUAAUUUCCAAUAACAGUGAUAAAUUGUAGGUAAUGUAUUACAGGCAUUUGAUUAAAAAUGACAAGUCAUUUCUUACUAUAAGCAGCCCUCAUUUAGUCGUAUUAAAAAUAAGUAUGAUUUUAAGAUAUUUAAACUAGUUUUAGCUAUUGUAAUUAAAUCUCCAGUAAUUGUGAGUGAAUCUCACUAGAAUCUAUGUUGGAUUCUAAAUGUGGAAACUCCUGGGACGUAGAAAUUGUUUGUAGCUGUGGACUCAUUUCUGUGAGUGACCUAAGGAUUGUUCAGAGUUGAUGUCAUACUCAUGCCAUAUCACCUGUGUUGCCAGAUGGGAAUCAUUGUAAAGAUCACGUCUCCUAUAGUCAGGCAUUUGGCAACACUGUAUAUCACCAACCUGAGCCAUUUUUUCCCAACUCCAUUAUUCCUUUGUAUAUAGUUUGUCUAGAGUAAGACACCUGUUCUGUAUAUUUUUGUGUAUACUUCAGAACUAGGCAAGAACACAAAUCAUACAAGUAAAUACUGUAUGUAUCCUUAAGGAUCUGGAAUCUCAAGUGACUAAUACACAGAAUACUAUACAGUAUCUUCCAUUAUGUUCCAGUAUACUGCUAGUGAUUUAUCUUUAGUUGCAAUUCUUGGUGUAGAUUUUCCACAUGUCCUUUGUUCUCCCUUCAGCGUUAUGUCGGUCAUCCUGUUGACAGUAUUGAUGACUUUUGUUACAGUGCCAAUUUAGUGCCAAGACAAGUUGUGUAACUGGUAAUGUUUCAGUAACAAGCAGUAUUGUACAUUUUUGUCUCAUAUGCACUCACACUCCAAAUUGUUGGUGUCCAGGUUACAGUUUAUAAAUUAAAAUAGUGCUAAGAAAUUUAGUCCAUUGCUUAGUUAUGUCUCUGCAGGACUUGGAGUAUUAUAUUGAGCUAUCAGUUGUCAUAUUUGAUGCCAUUCUAGGGGUUUGUAUCAGAUAAGUUCCUUUUGCAGUACAAGAGAUUUAUAUAAUAAAAUCAUUCUCCAGUGUAGUAUAUUAAUUAAUUUAAUACUGUGCACUGUACAUGAAUAUUACAUGUAAAUUCAGUGAUUGAUAAUCUUAUUGCACCAAGAAAGUAUGAUACAAAUUUCAAUGAUAAAUGGGGCAGGAAAUAAAUGAGGGGUGGGGGGAGAAUUAUAUAACCUGACCUCCUGCAUCUGUGAAAGUGAAGUCUUAAUAUUUUUUUUUCACUCCGUGCUAGUCCGAAUUUGACUUUUAGUAGCUGCUCUCUUUGUUUCCAAUAUGCAACAAUGAUAACAUAAGCAUAGAGGGAUCAGAAUGCUUGAUGAUAUUACAACCGAUUAUCUUUCACAUUCCUACUGGUUUAGGAGUGUCUAGAAGAGAUUGUGCUGUAUAGUAGUUGUGUAAUUAUAUAAUAGCUGUAUUUGGGAGGGAAAUGGUUGCAUCAGGCACCAAAUAAUGCCAUCCAUGUAAGUGACAUGACCAUUUAGUUAACUUUGAGCUUAAAUUAAUUUGAUUAGUUUCUUGCAGUAAGUGUAGUAUAUCAUACCAUUAUCUCAUGUUACAGUUCAAUAUACUGUAUACCAAUUUUAUUGUUAAAAAAAGACGAUGAAGUGUAUUAACACGAGUAGGUCAGUGGAAUGAUUAUACUUGUGGACAUCGCUUGUAAGGAAAAUUAGCAAUCUUAGAAUUCAUAUUCACUAUAUUCUAUUUCUUCCUGAUUAAACAGUCACAUUUAGAAACCAGAACCUCUAGUUUAUGUACAAAUAAACUGUUGUUGUUUUGGCCCUUUUUCUUGGACAACGCUGGUAAAUUAUAGAACUAGGUAUUGCAAAUAAUUCUCUUGUAAUGAAACAGCUGAAUUGCCUUAACUCUAGUGUUGUUUUAGAAUUUGGGCAAUUGUCAUUGAGAUGUCCAGACAUAUGUACUUAAGUUUUUAUCCAUCUGUCCUACAAUAAAAUUAUUUCCCGAG
Messenger RNA from Procambarus clarkii (red swamp crayfish), 5239 nucleotides. RefSeq names its product carboxyl-terminal PDZ ligand of neuronal nitric oxide synthase protein. Gene Ontology annotation, molecular function: nitric-oxide synthase binding. The record is from RefSeq and is a predicted model, not a curated record. NCBI's taxonomy places the organism in Eukaryota, Metazoa, Arthropoda, Malacostraca, Decapoda, Cambaridae.